This is a messenger RNA of Hordeum vulgare subsp. vulgare (domesticated barley), 2685 nucleotides long. RefSeq names its product transcription factor MTB2-like. The record is from RefSeq and is a predicted model, not a curated record. Gene Ontology annotation, biological process: regulation of DNA-templated transcription. NCBI's taxonomy places the organism in Eukaryota, Viridiplantae, Streptophyta, Magnoliopsida, Poales, Poaceae. Gene Ontology annotation, molecular function: transcription cis-regulatory region binding; protein dimerization activity; DNA-binding transcription factor activity. The transcript has a single exon. Gene Ontology annotation, cellular component: nucleus. The coding region runs from base 844 to 2241 and encodes 465 amino acids.
GAUUGGUCAGUUAGACGUUUAAGGAGUCGAAUUUACAAGUUGGACUAGAUGCUCCAAGUGGGGAACCUAGAAUUUGGAGCUAAUGAGAGCCAUCCGCCAUGGAACCGCGUAGUACGCGCUCUGCGUUUGCCGUGCCAUUUUCGGUGCGUGGGUGCACCGAGUUCCAUUUUGCGUGCGAUAUGUGCCCUCUUCUGUCCAGCCAUUCCCAAAUCAUUGAUCGCCGGCCCGACCAUCAAAAGGCACCGUCCGUGUAUACACGGAGCUACUAGAAAUGGUUCAACCGAUGUAGCCGAACAAGCUACGCGCGCGAUACAUGCAUGUGGCACAGUGGCAGCAGGUUCUCGGCAUCUAGAACAGAUUGACUCACUGCUCACCUUACUCAGUAGUACCAUCUUCACUCGCUGCUCAGUACUGCAUGCAUCGCCAACAUGAUUCACGUGACACGGACGGCAACCAGACCAGUGUCCCGGUGCGCCGAACCUACCUGGCUCCUGUACCUUGGCUUGUCAUACGGCCGCGUCUCGUUUUUAACGGGGCGCAUCCACUCCACAGACCACACCACAGUUACUUGUAGUUGUAGGCUUGUAGUCAAGUGACCAACGCAUUCGUCGCAACCGAGAAAAACAACUCCUUCGCGCACGUGAUCUUCCUCUGUCAUAUCCAGGGCUGGAAGUCGGCUCCGGCUCGGCCCUAUAUAAAACAAGAGACGGUGAAACCACCAAGCCGACCGAGAGCAUAACAUAGCAUAGCAUAGCAACGCCACCAAAGUUGGCAGCGCAGCGGCAGCUUCUCGGCCGGGUCCAUUUCUUCGACAGACCAACGCGCAGGACGACGCACGGCCGCAUGUCGUGGUCUGACACGGACGCGGCGCUCUUCGCGGCCGUCCUGGGGCAGGACGCCGCGCACCACCUGGCCACCACGCCGCCGCACCUCGACGGUCCGGCCUCGUCGUCGCCCGAGCUGCAGGCGCGCCUGUGCGACCUCGUCGAGCGGGGAGGGGCCUGGACCUACGGCAUCUACUGGCAGGAGUCCCGCGGCGGCCGCCCCGUGCUCGGCUGGGGCGACGGGCACUGCCGCGACGGCCCGGCCGAGGAUGCCGGGGCCGCCACGGACAGGAGCCUGGCGCGUAAGCGCGCGCUGCUGCGGCUGCACGCGCUGUAUGGCGGCGGGGACGAGGACGGCGCCGACUACGCGCUCCGCCUCGACCGGGUCACCGGCGCCGAGAUGUACUUCCUGGCGUCCAUGUACUUCUCGUUCCCAGGGGACGCCGGCGGGCCGGGUCGCGCGCUCACCUCCGGCCACCACGCCUGGGCCGCCGUCGAUCCUCACCUUCCCGGCUCUGCGCCCGGGUGGUACGUCCGUGCGUCCCUCGCCCAGUCCGCCGGCCUACGCACCGUCGUCUUCCUCCCGUGCAAGGGCGGCGUCCUCGAGCUCGGUUCCGUCGUGGCCAUGCGCGAGAACCCCGAGGUCCUGCGCGCCAUCCAAUCCGCCUUCCACGUCGAGGCCGAUCACAUGAGGAUCUUCGGGCAGGAUGUCUCCCGCAGCCCCCCAAUGCCGCCGGUGCAAGUGCAACCCACGGGGUGCGAUGCCACUUGGGCGCUGCGGCUCGGCGGGCAAGCCAUGGUGGCGCGCCCGGCCAAGAAGGAGGUGGUGGUGGUCAAACCGAAACCCCAGGAGCCUCCCAAGACGAUAAGCUUCAGCAACGCCGUCGACGCGCAGAAGCAGGCGGGCGGCGACGAGCGGAGGCCGCGGAAGCGGGGGCGCAAGCCGGCGAACGGGCGGGAGGAGCCCCUGAACCACGUGGAGGCGGAGCGGCAGCGGCGGGAGAAGCUGAACCAGCGGUUCUACGCGCUGCGCGCGGUGGUGCCCAAGAUCUCCAAGAUGGACAAGGCGUCGCUGCUGAGCGACGCCAUCGCCUACAUCCAGGAGCUGGAGGGGCGGCUGAGGGGCGGCGCGGCGCGGCCGGAGGCGAGCCCGUCCGUGGAGGUGAAGACAAUGCAGGACGAGGUGGUGCUGCGCGUGAGCACGCCCCUGGACGCGCACCCCAUCUCCGGGGCGUUCAACGCCGUGCGGGACUCCCAGCUGAGCCUGAGCGUGGUGGCGUCGGACAUGGCGGUGGCGGACGACACCGUCACGCACACGCUGGUGGUGCGGUCGGCGGGACCCGACCGGCUCACGGCCGAGGCCGUGCUCGCCGCGAUUUCCCGUGGGAUGAUGAUGAGCGCCACCCCCUCCCCGUGACCGCGCAGCUGUAAACAAUCGCGCGGCUCGUGCCGUAGUACGUACAGGCAACUGUCAACCGUUGCUACCGGUGUUUAGGUGAGCAUGCUCCUCGUGACUGCAUGCCACGUGGUGCACGGCACAUGAGAAAGGUCAACAGUUCCUCAAGUGGUAGUAUACCAGGUUGCCAAUCGUAGAUUCAUGUAGUACAGUUACUACUUACUGUACUAGUAAUACCGUAGUUAUCAAUUUGAUCCUUAAAAAAAGAGUAAUACUGGUUAUCAAUUUGUACCUGGUCCAGUCAGGUCGUGUCGUCUGUCGUGGUAGUAGAGCAAAUCUACACAAAAUUGUCAUGCAUAAGUAGGAAUGAUAUUUACUCUGCGCGCUAGCCAGCCGGAUGUAACGUAGGAGUAUUUCUUUGAAGAAAACGUGGAAUCUGAGCACGUCAUGCAUGGCGGUGGGGGU